ACUAUUCGUGGUUCUCGUUUCUGCACGAACCUUUUUUUUAACUUUCCGGGAAUUUUUCUUUCCUGAAGGGUACAUGCCAUCUUAUGGCGGCGAGAAUACUGUCAAUCGCCUUGCUGAUUUCGCCGCUUGUACUAUGGUUGGCCGCCUGUUGGUGGCUGCGGCGACGCCACGGGACGAGGCGAUGCGACGGCAGGACGCUGUUAACCGACGGAUCGGCGCGGCGCUUCAGCGGUGACGCAGUGAGAGCUCUGUUUGUAACGGCGCACCCUGAUGACGAAACGAUGUUCUUCGCGCCUAGCAUCCUUAAGCUGGCUGAAGGGAGGCUGUGGCUGCUUUGCGCGUCCACAGGGAAUUACUACAAUCAAGGGACCGUUCGUAAGGAGGAGCUCCUGGAGAGCUGUGCAGUUCUUGGAAUCCCUCCUUCCAAUGUGACAGUCAUUGACCACAGGGAUCUUCCUGACGAUCCGUCUGUUGAGUGGGACACGAGUCUACUUUCUGCCUUGAUCCUGAAGCAUAUCGAAGCCAACCACAUCAACUUGGUGCUGACCUUUGAUGCAGGAGGAGUGAGUGGCCACACCAACCAUAAAUCCCUUUUCACCGCCAUCAGGUACCUGCACUCGGAGAAUAAGCUUCCAGAAGGCUGCCAGGUCCUUACCCUGGAGACAGUCAGCCUCCUCCGGAAGUACCUCUCCAUCCUCGACGUCCCCAUCAGCUGCCUCCGCAGCCAGGAUGCUCUCUUUGUGCUGACCAAAGAGGAGGCGGAAACAGCCAAGAGAGCCAUGUGGUGCCACCGCAGCCAGCUGCUCUGGUUCCGCCGCCUGUACGUCGUCUUCUCGCGCUACAUGGUGAUCAACUCACUUCGCUUCCUCUAAUGGGAAAAGGACUUCCGGGGCUUCAAGCGGCUUCAGGAUGAGAGAAGCCCAGAACUCCACAAAGCUGCUGUUGAGCCAAGAAGAAGGAGAUCCACGCCAGCAAGACCCAUGCCUGCUCCUGCUGCACGGAAUCGUUUCUCUGGCCAAGAUCUUAUCUGUAGAUUUUACCAGUUCUGUUGUUGUGGUGGUGACUCAGCAGAGCCAAAAGCUUGAGAAACAAAGAGUGGGCCAGCCAAUUCUAUGGAAUCUGGCUAAGAGGGACCUUAGUGGCACGUCAUAUUCCAGGGGUGGUGAAACUGCAGCUCGGGAGCCACUUGCAGAUCUUUCACACAUAUUGUGCAGCUCCCAGAGGUCAAGGGGAACUUAAUGCAGGCUUAUUCUCAAGCAAGCAUGCUCAGCAUCAGGACCUCAGUCAACUGAAUGCCGACCCAUAGGUAGGCAACCAUUUCUGCUGCUUGUGAAACAAGGAAAGAGGGAAAAAUAGGCAGGCUUGCAAGUCCUUCUCCUCCAGCACAGAGGUCACCCAGAGACCUAGAGCAGGGAAAGAGAGCACAAGAGCCAAGGGAGCCACUGGAAGGAGGGACAGAAUUAAAGAGGGCAGCGCAGGGUUGCCCCUUAAUUUCACAGCUCUUGUAGGAGCUGUAUUUAUGAACUUUGUAUUUACUAACGAUGUCAAGCGAGAUGCAGAAUGAUGCAAAUAGUGGUCAGUGAUUUACAUGGCACAUAGGCGUUUCCUUCUCUCACUGGUGUCAAAAAAUAAUUCCCUAACCUUUCCCUAUGCUGGUCUUAUGGGGACCAUUAUUCCCAGCUUUUGUUUUUUAAAAAGUCUCCCUUGAAGCAUUGUCGUGUUGUAAAGUGCAUACAUAUGUAUUUCACCUUUCUGUGCAAAGGAAGUAUUAAGAGUUUUAAUAAAGAUGUGUGUGUAAUAUU
Molecule: messenger RNA, 1802 nt
Organism: Heteronotia binoei (common prickly gecko)
Lineage: Eukaryota; Metazoa; Chordata; Lepidosauria; Squamata; Gekkonidae
Gene: PIGL
Product: phosphatidylinositol glycan anchor biosynthesis class L
Exons: 7
Coding region: 84-872 (262 amino acids)
Biological process (GO): GPI anchor biosynthetic process
Cellular component (GO): endoplasmic reticulum
Molecular function (GO): N-acetylglucosaminylphosphatidylinositol deacetylase activity
Source: RefSeq, a predicted model, not a curated record